This is a messenger RNA of Dendronephthya gigantea, 883 nucleotides long. RefSeq names its product volume-regulated anion channel subunit LRRC8D-like. Lineage: Eukaryota; Metazoa; Cnidaria; Anthozoa; Malacalcyonacea; Nephtheidae. The annotation marks the transcript as partial. The transcript has a single exon. The record is from RefSeq and is a predicted model, not a curated record.
CAGCUCAUGUGACGACUGAAUGACUGUAUUUUGUCCAAGCUCGUAUUACCCACAGCUCAUGUGACGACUGAAUGACUGUCUCUUAAAGCCGUCUUAAGCGUUGUAUUAAAACUAACAAUUUCAAAGAAGAAUGUUUGCUCUCGGCGAUAUUUCGAGAUUCGAAGGCGAUAAUUCCGAAAAAGUCACGUCAUUCAAGAUUCUCAAACCAGUAUGGGAUGUUAUUACGGAUUAUCUUGUGAUAUUCCUGGCAAUGUUGUCGAUUGUGUUCGCAGGUAUGGAAGUCACAUCCGGUAGAUUUGAGUGUUUAGCUGCUGUUAAUUGCCCUGGUAUAUCCAGCUCAAAUACGAGCAGUUUCUUUUUAUCGCACAUGAAAUAUCAUAAUGUUUGUAAAAGCUUUUACAAUUCUCAGAAGACAAAUGUGCGGAUAAAGGGAACAGAUGUUAUGACAGACCUUAAGAGCAGUGUUCAAUACUCUAAUUUCGUGAAUUCUGAAUGCAGUAAGAGCGCAAUUCCCAACUUUCUUGCCUACUUCUGGUUUUUGAUGUUUAUCGAGGCAUUUGUGCUUAUUAUACUCGACAAUCUGUGGCUUAAGCUCCCUACCACGGCGGCGACGAUUGAAAGUUUUGUAUCACUUGUGAUGGCAUGUUAUGCUUCGCCAUGCUCAAAUUUAGAGUUAACAAAGGCGCUUUCAAAAGUGCCAAAUCCUAAAGUGGAAAAUUCCGCUUCUGAUGACAGCGGCAGUGACAGCGAUCAGGGCCAUGAAUUAAGUAUCUUGGAUGAUACUGCAACUGUUAGCGCGAUUAGAACCUUAUAUGAAAAACUGGAGACGCUUAAAGAGAUCAAUGCCACAUCGUCAGACAAACCAGACAAAACAGACAAACCA